AUCAUGAGGAGUUUACAUUUUGCAAGCUUAAAAAGAGUGUUGAAGUGUCGGCUGCCAUAUUCAUUGAAAGCUCAGAACCUAGUUCGCCAAAGUUCAUCUUUCUUCUUAUGUCAGAGCAAAGGUACACUGCAUUCAAAGAUUUCAUAUUGUUCAAUCAACAGUAGAAACCUGUCUUCGAACGCUUCAUCGGAUGUGACGACUGAUAUAAGAGAUGGCGGUAAAUCACUGGCCAUUGAUUUCAAACAGAAAGAACCGAUGAUAUUUCCUAGUGUAUGGCUGAGAUUUAACUGUCAUUGUCCAUCGUGUAAACAACAGCACAGUGGUCAGAGAUUGGUGGAUGUAGCUGAUAUUAAUAUUGACACGCUAGUCAAAUCGGCAGAGACUUCAGAAAAUGGUGACGUACUGCACAUAGAAUGGACGGAUCACAAAGGACAGAUUCCUAUCAAAUUUCUAAAAGAGAAUAAAUUGUCUGUCAGUGGAACUGGAGACAAAUUUUCAUGGAUCUUAGAUGAUGAUUUGACGAUUACAAAAAUGACGUACAGUGAUAUGAUAUCAAGUGACACUAACAAAGCACGAUUUUUACGUGAAAUAAACGAACGUGGUUUGUGUCUCCUCACAGGCGUUCCUACAGAAGAAGAUAUGGUGGCUCGGGUAGCCGAAAACUUUGCUCCAGUACAACGUACAAUAUAUGGAUUAACGUUCCCGGUUCGAGCUGUUCCAAAUCCAAUAAAUAUUGCUUAUUCUACUGCAUAUUUGCCCCUUCAUAAUGACCUAUAUCAAUAUGAGUCUGGACCAGGAUUAUUUUUUCUGCAUUGCCAAGAGUUUGAAGAAUGUGUAGAAGGUGGUGAGAGUAUUCUUCUUGAUGUCAAUCGUGUAGCUGAGGAAUUCAGAAUUAUACAUCCAGAAGAUUUUAAAAUCUUGACCCAAAAUGCAGUCACAAUUCAAAAAGUUCAUUAUGAAAGAGACUGGCCAGUUGAUAUGAAGUACAAAAGACCACACAUAAAACUCAACGAUAAGGACGAGAUUGUUGCAGUAUGUUGGGCACCACCCUUUGAGGCACCAUUUUCGGGUAAUCUGGAAAAUGUUGAGUCAUACUACAAGGCAUACCAUAAGUUUGCAAAGGCUAUAAAAUACUCACCUAAUAUUUUCAAAUUCAAGUUAAGGCCGGGAGAUUGUAUAGUAUUUAACAACAGGAGAAUUCUACACGGAAGAGAAGAGUUCGUGUCAAAUGGGGGUAGCAGAUAUCUUCAGGGUUGCUACAUAAAUAUUGAUGAAUUCAAAAGUCAAGUGAAGGUAUUGUGUAAAUUGUCGGGAGACCAUAGACCGAUUAAACCUGUUGGGAACGGGUGCUGGAUAACAAGUUAACUUUGUACAAACAUAUACUAUGUGUAAUAUUGUUUAUGCAAAAACAACAUCAAUAACAAAGAGUAUAUACACGCUUUACAAUGAUAACUGGUAAUUGUAACAAUCAAAAAAGUAUCAUAUACACGUUACCAUGUACGUAAACAUUGUUUUCUUUUUGGAUAUGACAACAUGGACUGUGCAACCGUGACUGAUAUUGGAUAUAAUCACACAUGGCUCAUUCAUGACGAUUUCUAUUUGUUGUAUUACACAUGCAAUUGUCUUUAACAUUACAUCUUGUAUUCCCUUUUUAAAAUCCAAUAAA
This is a messenger RNA of Mytilus trossulus (common blue mussel), 1666 nucleotides long. RefSeq names its product 2-(trimethylamino)ethylphosphonate dioxygenase-like. The transcript is spliced from 15 exons. Lineage: Eukaryota; Metazoa; Mollusca; Bivalvia; Mytilida; Mytilidae. The record is from RefSeq and is a predicted model, not a curated record. Gene Ontology annotation, biological process: carnitine biosynthetic process. Gene Ontology annotation, cellular component: mitochondrion. Gene Ontology annotation, molecular function: oxidoreductase activity. The coding region runs from base 4 to 1365 and encodes 453 amino acids.